This is a messenger RNA of Funneliformis geosporum, 141 nucleotides long. NCBI's taxonomy places the organism in Eukaryota, Fungi, Glomeromycota, Glomeromycetes, Glomerales, Glomeraceae. The record is from the annotation of a GenBank genome assembly.
AUGAGCCAAAGAACUGCUCAGGUUGGAUCAUCAGAAAAGCUAACAGUUCAUUUAUCUAAAGAAUAUAAUUGCAGUUAUAUAGAUAACAUGAAAAAAGAAAAAGAAGUAUUAGAAUAUAUUGCUCAAAUAUUACAAGCUUAA